AUGCGCAGCUCAAACGUUGACGAGAGCCUCCAUUUCGGCGGAACGUACCAAAACACCCGAGAACCGCAAUGUCUCCUACCAGUCUUGGCCGAGGCACCCAUGGCACUGACGACAUGUCAGUGCUGGCUGUCAAUUGAACGGAGUUUUUCGCGCACAUUGCCCGUCAUGGCUCAGUUUCCGAUCAAAGUCUUCCCAAGCAAAGUGAAGCAUCGCGCAACAACGAGGGCAUCGCGGACAGCGUGGGGCCGAUCGCCUAGUAACCGCUGCUACAUCUGA
Colletotrichum lupini is the source of this 276-nucleotide messenger RNA. RefSeq lists its product as uncharacterized. The transcript has 2 exons. NCBI's taxonomy places the organism in Eukaryota, Fungi, Ascomycota, Sordariomycetes, Glomerellales, Glomerellaceae. Bases 1 to 276 code for a protein of 91 amino acids. The record is from RefSeq and is a predicted model, not a curated record.